Messenger RNA from Sander lucioperca (pikeperch), 3652 nucleotides. Its product is annotated as collagen alpha-1(XXI) chain. The coding region runs from base 227 to 3046 and encodes 939 amino acids. NCBI's taxonomy places the organism in Eukaryota, Metazoa, Chordata, Actinopteri, Perciformes, Percidae. The transcript is spliced from 32 exons. The record is from RefSeq and is a predicted model, not a curated record.
UGUCACAUUCUGUGGUGAAGUCAGUGAAGCUAGCCAGGAUUUAUAAAGGCUGCCCUGACACUCCCACCACUCCCUCUGCCAACCAGUGGGAGGACUGUCACUACCAAGUCAGGACUUCACUCUCUUCACUUUCUCCCAGCAAAGUGGCAUUCAUCAUUGCCUACUAGCAGCUGAAAGAGAAAGCCAGGUUGGACUGGACCAAGGUAGACCGCUCUCCUACGGAGCCAUGUUGCUGUGGUCAUUAUGGAGUGCAAUAUUGCUACUGACCCCCCUGAAGGCUGCAGAAGAUGAAGAUGUCCGUGCAGGCUGCAGCACAGCUGUAAAUGACCUGGUCUAUAUUGUUGAUGGCUCAUGGAGUGUUGGCUUCUCUGACUUUGACACGGCCAAGCAGUGGCUUAUCAACAUCACCAGCCAAUUUGACAUCAGUUCCCACUACACACAGGUGGCUGUGAUUCAGUACAGUGACACUCCUCGUCUGGAGAUUCCUCUGGGGAAACACCAGGGUGGAGGGGAGCUCAUCCAGGCCAUACAGAGCAUCACCUACCUGGGAGGAAACACACAGACUGGCAGGGCCAUCAAGUUUGCCGUGGACCACGUCUUCUCUUCCUCCCAAAGAUCCAGCCAGGUCAAGAACCGCAUCGCUGUGGUGGUUACUGAUGGCAAAUCUCAGGAUGACGUGGUGGAUGCCAGUAUGGAGGCACGAGCUCAGGGCAUUACAGUAUUCGCUGUUGGAGUUGGCAGUGAGAUCACCACAUCGGAGCUUGUAUCCAUCGCCAAUAGACCAUCAUCCACCUAUGUCCUGUAUGCCGAAGAUUACACCACCAUUGACCGUAUUCGAGACUCCAUGGAGCAAAAGCUCUGUGAAGAGUCUGUGUGUCCAACACGAAUCCCGGUGGCAUCUCGUGAUGAGAAAGGCUUUGAGCUGAUGCUGGGCAUGAACAUUCAGAAGAAGGCCAAGGAGAUCCCUGGCUCUCUGAUUUCUGAGGCAGCCUACGCACUGACUGUCUCCACAGACAUUACUGAGAAUACCAGGGAUAUUUUCCCAGAAGGCCUCCCUCCAUCCUAUGUGUUCGUAGCAACCCUGCGUCUAAAGGGGUCUUCGAGCAUGCUGACUUUUGACCUUUGGAGGGUGCUGUCUAAAGAUAAGGAGAUCCAGGCUGCAGUGACACUAAAUGGGAAGGACAAAACUGUCAUCUUCACCACCACCACCAGUAUUACAGAAAAGGAGCAGAGAGUCACCUUUAAAUCCGGCUUUCAGACUCUGUAUGAUGGAAAGUGGCAUCAGCUCAAACUCCUGGUAAGACCACAUCAGGUCUCCAGUUUCCUUGACGAUCAGCCUCUCCAGGAUAUAAUGCUGAAACCGGUGGAGCCUAUUUACAUCAACGGGGAGACACAGGUUGCUAAAAGGCGAGGAACAGACAUCACUGUGCCUGUGGAGAUUCAGAAGCUGCGUCUGUACUGUGAUCCUCAUCAGAGUGAGAGAGAGACAGCUUGUGAGAUUUACUCUGUGGAUGAUGAAAGGUGUCCUCUGAAUCGAACAGCCACAGUGGAGGAAGAAGACUGCAACUGUGCCGUCAGUCCACAAGGGCCGCGCGGCCUGCCAGGACCCAUGGGUUUCCGAGGCGAGAAAGGGAUGGAAGGACCACCGGGACCUGAUGGUAAGCCUGGUAAAGAUGGGAAACCUGGGGAAUCUGGCCCUCCUGGAUUACCAGGGAUGAAGGGUGAAGGUGGCCCCGAAGGACUAAGAGGGGAGCCCGGUCUAAAAGGUAACAAGGGAGACAGAGGGGAACCAGGCUUAUCAGGAGAACCAGGACCCCCAGGACCCAAGGGUCUUCCUGGUGAGAGAGGCGAGCUAGGGCCUCCAGGACAAGCUGGACCAAUGGGGGAGCCAGGACUACCAGGCACCGGCGGACAAAUUGGGCCACCAGGACCAAAGGGGGAGAAAGGAUUCAGUGGUACUGCUGGAGCUGCUGGAGCUCAAGGCGCCCCGGGUGUCCAGGGACCUCCUGGCGAAGCUGGCCCAAAGGGACAUCAGGGAGAGAGAGGCUUGCCUGGGCCACAAGGACCACCUGGACUAAAUGGAACUCUGGGAAUCCAGGGCCCCCGGGGGCCGCCCGGAGAGAUUGGCCAAGAUGGUCCCAAGGGGAAGUGUGGAGACCCAGGGGUCACUGGUCCUAUUGGUCCACCAGGCCAGAAGGGCUCAGGAGGGGAGUCAGGUUUUCCAGGGCUGCCGGGUGCCAUGGGGAUGCCGGGGUUCAAAGGUCACAAGGGGGAGAGAGGUGAGACGGGCUCUAAAGGACACCAGGGGGAGCCAGGCAGAGAUGGAGAUCCAGGGACUCCUGGUGUACCUGGUGAAGUGGGACCCAUGGGAAGAAAAGGAGAGACAGGAGUGACAGGUGACGUAGGCCACAGGGGGCCUGAAGGAAAGAAAGGGGACAUGGGCCACAUGGGUGCUGUUGGCCCCAGGGGAUUUCCUGGUCAUGAUGGGAUUCCGGGCCAACCAGGCCAACCAGGAUAUCCUGGGAAACCCGGCAAGCCUCCCUCAGAUGAACAUCUUCUAAAGCUCUGCACUGAUGUUCUGCGUAAUCAACUCCCAGCACUGCUCCAGACCCUGGCCCCCCCAGCUAGGUGUGAACCAUGCCAGAGCAUGAAGGGACCCGCGGGCGAGCCAGGAGCCCCAGGACCCAAAGGCUCCAUGGGCACUCCAGGCUACCCUGGCAGGAGUGGCACUCCCGGUUACCCAGGACCUUCUGGAAUGCAGGGCCCUGCAGGCCUCAAAGGUGACACAGGACCGAGAGGGCUCAAAGGCAGCAAAGGAGAAGGUUACCGUGGACCUCCUGGAACCCCUGGACAGCCAGGGAUUCAGGGUCCUCGUGGCUUCGAUGGAAUCGGCCAUCCAGGAAACCAGGGAAUUCCUGGAAAACCAGGACCACCAGGAGAUCCUGGUAAACGGGGCAACCCAGGGCUUCCAGGGGUUUGUGAUAUUUCCAUGUGUUAUCAGACGUACAACGUCAGGGAACAUUACAGCAAAGGACCCAACGUCUGAUGACACAGCAGUGUGGGAGAGGCUGCUGUUGAACACCCCAAAGUGUUUUAAGGAAAUUUACUGUAUCACUGAUAUACAGAGAUGUGUGACUGUUGACUCCUUUAUGACAAAGUGUGUGUGGGAACAGCUGCAAUGGAGGCAGAAAUAACCCUGUUAGUUGAGUUAAAUUGAAAUAAGUGAAAUAGGCAGGGCAUUGAUUUAUGAUUAUGGAUGGAUUCAUAAUCAAAGGCGGUCAGCAGGCUAGUGACCUAGUUUACUAAGAUAUCAGGCUAACAUGGCUACUUUACACUUUAAACUGAGUUGUGUUGUUUUUUGUGGAAAUAGCAAGACAACUAGGAUUUGAAAUAACAUAAAAAGAAAUAGCUACCUCCUCCUUUACCUGAGCUACUCUAUGUUUGAGUCAAUAUUACUGAAGGCUUUGCUAACAAGACAGGAUGUUUACCGGCUAACAUCACCAGCAGUCCCAUCACAUUUUUAACACAACACGCAUGGACAGAAAACAGACAUAUCUUCUCAAGAAAAUGAAUAAAAUAUAAAUGAAUAAAAAAAAGAAGAGGUCUUAAUGCAUUUCAAAAAGCCUAAUAAGACCUCCUAUGUGGGCUAAUG